AGAAAGUGAUAUUUAUAUGAAUAAAGGUUUGGUUUUUAUAACUAAAAAAGCAAACCCACCAAACCCUUUUGUCGUAUUGAUAAGCUGUUCGGUGAGUGCACUCUCUCUAUCUCUCUCUGGUGUUGUGUCGGCGUUUUCUCGAUCGCUACGAAAAAGAUGGCUGCUAGGUUUUUGUGGGCUUCUAGGGCUGCUUCUCAUCUAAGGAUCUCCGUUGCCCAACGAGGGUUUGCUUCCGUGGUAUUGAAGGAUUUGAAGUAUGCUGAUUCACAUGAAUGGGUGAAGAUUGAUGGGAAUAAAGCAACGUUUGGUAUAACGGAUCACGCUCAAGACCACUUGGGUGAUGUGGUCUAUGUUGAGCUGCCUGAUUUGGGACGUUCGGUGUCACAAGGUGAGAGCUUCGGAGCAGUUGAAAGUGUGAAAGCAACUAGUGAUAUCAACUCUCCCGUCUCUGGUAAGGUGGUUGAAGUCAAUGAGGUGCUGACCGAGUCCCCUGGAUUGGUGAACACGAGCCCAUAUGAAGAAGGAUGGAUCAUAAAGGUGGAGCUGAGUGAUGCAGGCGAGGUGGAGAAGCUGAUGGAUUCAGACAAGUACUCUAAGUUCUGUGAAGAAGAGGACGCCAAGCACUGAUCUUUUUCUUCAGGAAGCUUCCACUGCAACAAGGAUUGUGUUACACAAAAUUUCGAUAUAUGUAGAUGGAUGAAUUGAGAUAAUUCCGAAGAUUUGGAUCUUUGCUUCUCUUUUUAAGUAUUGUUUUGAAUAAUAAUGGUAGAGAAUAAUAAGCUUUUGGCAUUUACAAUUUGAUUUGAUCUUUCAUGGAGUUAACACAUAUUUGUUUCUCA
This is a messenger RNA of Brassica rapa (field mustard), 839 nucleotides long. RefSeq names its product glycine cleavage system H protein 2, mitochondrial. Gene Ontology annotation, cellular component: cytoplasm; glycine cleavage complex; mitochondrion. Gene Ontology annotation, biological process: protein lipoylation; glycine decarboxylation via glycine cleavage system. The record is from RefSeq and is a predicted model, not a curated record. Lineage: Eukaryota; Viridiplantae; Streptophyta; Magnoliopsida; Brassicales; Brassicaceae.